CGGAUUUAAAGUGCAAUGCUCACUUUUAUUGAAAAAUUAACCCUAGUGAUGUGAAUUGCGAUCGUCACCACAAUCCUCAAACCCUAGUUCUUCAAUGGAUUUGUUACCACCGCUAUCACCUCCAUCUUCCGUUAUUUCCUCAUCGAAUUCGAAUGCAGUAAUGGAUUCCGGAGAGCGAAACUGGCCGGAUCUUCCACGAGAUAUUGUAUUGUCCAUUUUCGUGAAGCUUGACCUAAACGAUCUUCUUACUCAUGCUUAUAGUGUUUGCACCACCUGGCGCAACAUCUCCAAGGACCCUUCCCUCUAUCGCAACAUCAGCAUGCCCAAUUUGUGUAGCCUUAAAGCUUUCUCUGAUUUAGAGAUGUUAUACCGCCGCGCCAUUGAUUACAGCUGUGGCCAGACAGUUGAUGUCUCCAUCGAGUUUCUUGGUACCGAUGAUCUUCUCCGUCACCUCGCUAAUUCUGCAAGUCAUCUAGGACGUCUUCGUCUUGAAUUAUGCUAUAGUGUAACAGAUAGAGGAUUGUGUGAAGUUGCUGAAAAGUUUCCUUAUUUGGAAGAACUUGAUAUAUCAAUUAGUGGCUUAUCUCAUGAAUCUUUGAGAGCCAUUGGUCGAUGUUGCCCUCGAUUGAAAACCUUUAAAUUCAACUUUAAAUCUUACAGACAUCAAGGCACUGAAAAUGAUCAUGAAGCAUUUGCUAUUGCAAAUUCCAUGUCUGGGUUAUGCCAUCUUCAACUUAUUGGAAACAAGAUGACUAAGGAUGGUUUGCUUGCUAUUCUUGAUCGUUGUACUCAACUGGAAUCUCUUGACAUUCGUCGGUGUUACAAUAUUGAUUUUAUAGCAAGUUUGGCAAAGAGAUGUAAAGAACAAAUCAAGUAUUUACACCUUCCCUAUGAUGCUACUGAUGACAUGUCUGUAGUAUCAGAGGGGGAUUUAGAUAGGUCGUCUGUCGAUGAUUAUGAAUUCUCAUAUGGGAGUGAAAUUUCUCAAUAUAAUUCUGAUGAUAAUUAUUAUGACUUUUGAGAAAUUUGAAACAUUUCAGCC
Lathyrus oleraceus (garden pea) is the source of this 1042-nucleotide messenger RNA. Its product is annotated as F-box protein SKIP19. The transcript has 2 exons. Bases 95 to 1021 code for a protein of 308 amino acids. Lineage: Eukaryota; Viridiplantae; Streptophyta; Magnoliopsida; Fabales; Fabaceae. Gene Ontology annotation, molecular function: protein binding. The record is from RefSeq and is a predicted model, not a curated record.